Anastrepha obliqua is the source of this 389-nucleotide messenger RNA. RefSeq names its product cytochrome c oxidase assembly factor 3, mitochondrial (gene Ccdc56). The record is from RefSeq and is a predicted model, not a curated record. The transcript has a single exon. Gene Ontology annotation, biological process: mitochondrial respiratory chain complex IV assembly. Lineage: Eukaryota; Metazoa; Arthropoda; Insecta; Diptera; Tephritidae. Gene Ontology annotation, cellular component: mitochondrial inner membrane. The coding region runs from base 115 to 387 and encodes 90 amino acids.
AUCAGAUGUUUGGCGUGAACAAGAAUUGCGAUAAGUAAAAGUACAUUUUUCAUGUAGUGAAAAUAAAUUUUUAAUUAUUAAAAAAUAUACAUUUUCGCAAUCAACGAAAGUAACAUGUCCGCCACUCCCGAUGGUCAAUCGUCUAAAAUUAAGUACACUGGUGAUGCACCGAAGUUGGGCAAAGCGCAACUUGAGUUUAUGAAAAUCAUCGAGCAGCAGAAUUUGGUGCGUGUUGAAAAAUUGCAGCGCUUGCGAAGAAAUAAUCUUAUCACGGCCGGUGUGCUAGGAGCAUCUGUAUUGGGCAUAUACGCCUACUCAAUACUAUCAGUGCGGCAAGAGGAUUUUCUGGAUGAUUUUGAAGAACCUAAAAAGAUUUCUAAACAGUAAAC